GUGCCGUCAUCAAGCGAUGACCUGAAGCUCCUGUACACGUCAUCUUUGUGAGACAGUUUGUUUACAUCAUGGCGUCAGUGGAUUUCAGAGACAACCUUCUUGGGAUAUCCUGGGUUGACAGCGGCUGGGUGCCAAUUCUUAACCCUGGAAAUGUGCUGGACUACUUCUCUGAGAGAAGCAACCCCUUCUAUGACCGAACCUGUAAUAAUGAGGUGGUGAAGAUGCAGCGGCUCACUCUGGAGCAUUUGAAUCAGAUGGUGGGAGUGGAGUACAUACUUCUUCAUGCUCAGGAGCCAAUUCUUUAUAUAAUCCGUAAACAACAGAGGCAGUCACAAACACAAGUAAUUCCCUUGGCUGACUACUACAUCAUAGCAGGAGUGGUGUAUCAGGCCCCAGACCUGGGAACAGUUAUCAGCUCCAGAGCGCUUUCUGCAGUCCAUGGAAUCCAGUCAGCUUUUGAUGAGGCCAUGUCCUAUUGCCGCUAUCACCCCUCCAAGGGAUACUGGUGGCACUUCAAGGACCAUGAGGAGAGAGAAAAAGCCAAGCCCAAGUCUAAGAAGAAAGAAGAGCCCAGCUCCCUGUUUCAGAGGCAUCGUGUUGACACACUUCUUUUGGACCUCAGGUCAAAAUUUCCACCAACCUUCUACCAGCCUAAACCUGGUGAGAAGCCUAUUCCAGUUGAGGUGAAGAAGGAGCCUGAACCUCCCACAGAAACAGUAAAACAGGAGGAGAGAGAACCAGCCACAAAAUCUUCUGCUCCAGCUCCACCAAGCAAACCUCCUCCUGAGAAGAGAGCGAGACUGCAGUGACAGCCAUUCUCCUCACACUCUGAAGAUCAGAACACUGCAGUGAGAAGUCUUACAGCGCUAACUGGAGACAGCUUGACAUGAGGAGUCUGACAGUUUCCUUCCCAAAAACUGCAACAUCAUCUGCCUCUGCUUGUUUGUUCAGUUUGCCGAAUGCUAAGAAUGAACUUGCACAAAAAGUUGAAGUUUCAUCUCUCAGUGCCAGAACUACUUUUCCACUGUAAACUUUGUGUUGUACACGUGACAGAGUUGACAUCAUGGAUGCUUCAGGGCAGCUGAACUACAACCAGGGGUUAAGUGCUUGAUGUCAGCAGGCGUUUUGCAGUGGAUGAGGCUUUUUUGAUGAUUAGCUGACAUCAGCAUCGGUGUCAGCUUACUGUUGACAUCAGCACGGUGUUGGUGCUGUAGUGACUUCAGAGGACAGUUUAGUUCUGUGUCUGCUUUAUAAUGAGAUGUGUCAUAAUGCAUCAUCUCUCCUGAAAAGCAAAAAACCUGACCAGUGCACAUCUCCUUAGUUACGUACACUUUGAUUUGUUUUCCAAUUAAAUAUUCUGCUUUUGUGUUUGCUUUGUAAUAAAUUGUACAGGUUACUA
Messenger RNA from Amphiprion ocellaris (clown anemonefish), 1399 nucleotides. It is a transcript of the gene med6, whose product is annotated as mediator complex subunit 6. The record is from RefSeq and is a predicted model, not a curated record. Bases 69 to 809 code for a protein of 246 amino acids. NCBI's taxonomy places the organism in Eukaryota, Metazoa, Chordata, Actinopteri, Pomacentridae. Gene Ontology annotation, molecular function: transcription coactivator activity. Gene Ontology annotation, biological process: regulation of transcription by RNA polymerase II. Gene Ontology annotation, cellular component: core mediator complex; mediator complex. The transcript is spliced from 8 exons.